AUGACAAUAUAUCAGUUUUUGAGACUGUUUCUACUCUGGGUGUGCCUGCCACAUUCAUAUUCUCCAGAGAUAAUGUUCAGAAGGACUCCGGUGCCUCAGCAAAGGAUUUUAGGUACACGAGUACCAAGGAGUGAUAGCAAAAUCCUGCAUCGUCAGAAACGUGGUUGGAUGUGGAAUCAAUUUUUCUUGCUGGAGGAAUAUACAGGAUCUGAUUAUCAAUACGUAGGCAAGCUUCAUUCAGACCAGGAUAAAGGAGAUGGAUCGCUCAAAUAUAUUUUAUCUGGAGAUGGAGCUGGUACUCUUUUCGUUAUUGAUGAAAGAACAGGUGAUAUUCACGCCACAAGAAGAAUUGAUAGAGAAGAAAAAGCCUUUUAUACUCUACGUGCUCAAGCUGUCAACAGAAGAACUCUGAGGCCAGUGGAGCCAGAGUCGGAAUUUGUGAUCAAAAUCCAUGACAUAAAUGACAAUGAGCCAACAUUCCCAGAAGAAAUUUAUGCAGCCAGUGUCCCCGAAAUGUCUGUUGUAGGUACUUCUGUGGUGCAAGUCACAGCUACAGAUGCCGAUGACCCCUCAUAUGGGAACAGCGCCAGAGUCAUUUACAGCAUACUGCAAGGGCAGCCCUAUUUCUCUGUGGAGCCUGAAACAGGUAUCAUCAGGACUGCUUUACCAAACAUGAACAGAGAAAACAGGGAACAGUACCAAGUGGUCAUCCAGGCCAAGGACAUGGGCGGCCAGAUGGGAGGCUUGUCCGGGACCACCACGGUGAACAUCACGCUGACCGACGUCAACGACAACCCACCUCGCUUCCCCCAGAAUACAAUCCAUCUUCGGGUUCUUGAAUCCUCCCCAAUUGGCACAGCUGUUGGAAGUGUAAAAGCAACAGAUGCUGACACUGGAAAAAAUGCUGAAGUAGAAUACCGAAUUAUUGAUGGAGAUGGGACUGAUAUGUUUGACAUUAUGACUGAGAAGGACACACAGGAAGGCAUCAUAACUGUGAAAAAGCCACUUGACUACGAAAGUCGCAGACUUUAUACUCUGAAGGUUGAAGCAGAAAACACCCAUGUGGAUCCACGUUUUUAUUACCUAGGACCAUUUAAAGAUACUACAAUUGUGAAAAUCUCUAUAGAAGAUGUGGAUGAGCCUCCCGUUUUCAGCAGAUCGUCCUACCUGUUUGAGGUUCAUGAAGAUAUCGAAGUGGGCACAAUCAUCGGCACCGUAAUGGCGAGGGACCCAGAUUCUACUUCCAGCCCCAUUAGAUUUUCUUUGGAUCGCCAUACUGACCUUGACAGGAUCUUUAACAUACAUUCUGGAAAUGGAUCGCUUUAUACAUCAAAACCACUUGACCGUGAACUAUCUCAGUGGCACAAUCUUACUGUUAUAGCUGCUGAAAUCAAUAAUCCCAAAGAGACAACUCGUGUGGCUGUUUUUGUGAGAAUUUUGGAUGUUAAUGACAACGCCCCACAAUUUGCUGUGUUCUACGACACCUUUGUAUGUGAAAAUGCCAGACCAGGACAGCUGAUCCAGACGAUAAGUGCAAUAGACAAAGAUGACCCUUUAGGAGGGCAGAAAUUUUUCUUCAGCUUAGCUGCUGUCACGAACUUCACAGUACAGGAUAAUGAAGAUAACACUGCCAGAAUUUUAACCAGAAAAAAUGGCUUCAAUAGACAUGAAAUAAGUACCUAUCUCUUGCCUGUGGUGAUAUCAGACAAUGACUACCCAAUCCAGAGCAGCACGGGCACACUGACCAUCCGAGUGUGCGCCUGUGACAGUCAAGGCAACAUGCAGUCCUGCAGCGCCGAGGCCCUGCUCCUCCCUGCCGGCCUCAGCACCGGAGCCUUGAUUGCUAUUCUCCUCUGCAUCAUUAUUCUCCUGGUUAUAGUAGUGCUAUUUGCAGCUCUAAAGAGGCAGAGGAAAAAAGAGCCUCUGAUCUUAUCCAAAGAGGACAUCAGGGACAACAUCGUGAGCUACAACGACGAGGGUGGCGGGGAGGAGGACACACAGGCCUUUGACAUCGGCACGCUGCGCAACCCCGCGGCCAUGGAGGACCAGAAGCUGCGGCGCGACAUUGUCCCAGAAGCGCUGUUCAUCCCGCGGAGGACUCCCACGGCCCCGGACAACACGGACGUGCGGGACUUCAUCCACGACAGGCUCAAAGAGCACGACCUGGACCCCACGGCGCCGCCCUACGACUCCCUGGCCACCUACGCCUACGAGGGCAGCGACUCCAUCGCCGAGUCCCUGAGUUCGCUGGACUCGGGCACCACCGACGGGGACCAGAGCUACGACUACCUGCGGGACUGGGGCCCGCGCUUCAGCAAGCUCGCCGAGAUGUACGGCGGGGGCGACAGUGACAAAGACACCUGA
Castor canadensis (American beaver) is the source of this 2364-nucleotide messenger RNA. Its product is annotated as cadherin-10. The record is from RefSeq and is a predicted model, not a curated record. Gene Ontology annotation, molecular function: calcium ion binding; cadherin binding; beta-catenin binding. Gene Ontology annotation, cellular component: catenin complex; plasma membrane; adherens junction. Gene Ontology annotation, biological process: synaptic membrane adhesion; homophilic cell-cell adhesion; multicellular organism development. NCBI's taxonomy places the organism in Eukaryota, Metazoa, Chordata, Mammalia, Rodentia, Castoridae.